Messenger RNA from Diaporthe amygdali, 1008 nucleotides. RefSeq lists its product as uncharacterized. Gene Ontology annotation, cellular component: transcription factor TFIID complex. The transcript has 2 exons. Bases 1 to 1008 code for a protein of 335 amino acids. Gene Ontology annotation, molecular function: protein heterodimerization activity. Gene Ontology annotation, biological process: transcription initiation at RNA polymerase II promoter. Lineage: Eukaryota; Fungi; Ascomycota; Sordariomycetes; Diaporthales; Diaporthaceae. The record is from RefSeq and is a predicted model, not a curated record.
AUGAGUUCCGAGGCGCCAAAGAAACGAGCAUCGUCCUCAAGUGACGACACGCCAGGUCCAGCAAAGCGACAGCGCACGCAGUCGUCGAGUACAGCCAGCUCCGCCGAGUCUUCUGUCGUGCUUCCUACCCGAAUAGAUGGCCCGCCAAAUUUCAACGAGCAGCACAGGAUGGAGUUGCGCCGUGCCAUCACCCUGGCGCUUGGCCACGUCGGCUUCGACUCCGCAUCUGAGGAGGCACUCGAGAGCUUCACUCACAUGACCGAGACAUAUCUUUCGUCUCUCAUCGAGGACGUCAAGUUGAUCGCAAACAGCGCUCGCCGAAUCCAACCCAUCCCUACCGACUUUGACCGGUCCAUCAAGCGCUUUAACAUUAACCUGACCCACCUGAAGCCUCACCGCAGACCUCCUAUACCACAGGAUAGGAUAAAGGCGACUUACACUACGGAGAUGUUUCUGGACGGCGAGACGAUGGAUCUGCCGACACUGGACGAGAGGCUCAGCGGCAAGGACGAUAAGGACGCCAAGCUCUACAUACCGAAAUCAUUCCCCGACUUCCCCAGCAUACACACCUACAAAUACACACCCACCGAUGUCGAGUCUGUGACGGUCCGUGGCCACGACGUAGACCCCGAAGGCACUGCGAAGCGCGGUUCCCCCGACUGGCGUGGUGAUCCCAAGAAGAUUCGCGAGGCGGCAGCUCUCCAGGCGAAGCAAGCCGAGGAGGCGCUACGACGCCUUGUGAGGGCCAGCAAGCAAGCGAGUCUUAAGGACAUGCGAAGCACUGCCGAGAAGAACCCGGUCUCGAAGGUGCGCUACAACCAGUGGGAAGACGCGAUGAAGGAGCUGCUGCAGGAACAAGGGCGCGCAAACGGCAAGGACGUUGCAGCCAGAGGAGACGUUGCGGAUCACAGCAUGGUCGUAAAUGCGCAGAAAAGGUUCCACAGGCGAGAGGUGCCCCGAUCGGCAAAGCGGAUGCAGGUCGCGGAUACUAUCCGGGGCAAGGGCUGA